GAACUCUCUUUAGGUUUAAUUGAGUCCAAUCAGGCCGUUCAGGUCCAGCUGCUGCAGGUCCGUCAGUCGACCUGCAUCAACUAUCACAGAGCUUCUGUAACACACAUCCAGCCAUGACUUUACAGCUGAAAACCAAAGCUCGACUCUUUGACCUGCACUGCUCUGUCGGCCUGACGGACUGGGACAUGGACAAGGAGCUGAAACUGGCAACAACCACCGACCAGUUUUAUCACGAUGACAAACUGAGUGAUCAAUACGUGGUGCAGAGACCCUCUGCACGAGCCUCAAGAAGAAAAGAUGAAUUCAUUUGGUACGAUAAAACAUCAGACACCUUUGUGAAGCCAAACCUGUGGCUGUUAGUGAAUCCAAACAUCGCCUGCCCGAUCCAGUACGGACAAACUGCAGCAGAUCAGCUGAGUCUCUGUGAACAUGCAGAGGAAAUCCGAACAUCUGCAGAGACCCAACGUCCACCUACCCAUGAUGCUCCUCUCCAGGAGAAACUGCUGCACUCUGUGUCCUCCACUGAGUAUCUGGAUGAAGAUGCCUCCUGUCGAUCAACCAAGAGCAGACGCAAAGGGAGAACCACAAAAGUCAGGGACAGUAAGACCCUGAAGCCAGGAUGCUGGCCUCGUCCACCAGUGAAUUACUGCAUCCUCAUCGCUUUGGCACUUAAGAGCAGCCACACCGGAAGCCUCAAAGUCCAGCAGAUUUAUAACUUCACUAGAGAACACUUCCCCUUCUUUCAGACAGCUCCUGAGGGCUGGAAGAACACCAUUCGACACAACCUUUGCUUCAACAGCAGCUUCCGCAAAACCUGCAACCAGCUGUGCAGAGAUGGCAAGAGGAAGUCCUGCUUUUGGCACCUGACUCUGGACGGCCAGCGCCGGCUGAAGGAUGAGAUCCGCAUGCUGACAGGAGAAUCUUUAAAGCAGCUGGAGAGGAGCAUGUCCUGCCCAGAAUUAGGAUGAUGAUGAUGAUGAUGAUGAUGAUGAAGAGCUGCCUCUCAGGACCCUUCCUGCUCCUCCUACUCCUCCUCCUCAGCAGUACUGUGUCUGGACUGGGAUCAGUGGUGUGGAAAAAGUAUACAGUCUUCCGAAAUCAUUUAACCUGGAAGGAGGCGCAAAGCUUCUGCAGGAG
Messenger RNA from Thunnus maccoyii (southern bluefin tuna), 1137 nucleotides. RefSeq names its product forkhead box R1 (gene foxr1). The transcript has 7 exons. The coding region runs from base 114 to 968 and encodes 284 amino acids. Gene Ontology annotation, molecular function: sequence-specific double-stranded DNA binding; DNA-binding transcription factor activity. Gene Ontology annotation, cellular component: nucleus. The record is from RefSeq and is a predicted model, not a curated record. NCBI's taxonomy places the organism in Eukaryota, Metazoa, Chordata, Actinopteri, Scombriformes, Scombridae. Gene Ontology annotation, biological process: regulation of DNA-templated transcription.